Messenger RNA from Pseudoliparis swirei, 11143 nucleotides. Its product is annotated as nucleosome-remodeling factor subunit BPTF-like. Gene Ontology annotation, cellular component: NURF complex. Lineage: Eukaryota; Metazoa; Chordata; Actinopteri; Perciformes; Liparidae. Gene Ontology annotation, biological process: regulation of transcription by RNA polymerase II. Gene Ontology annotation, molecular function: RNA polymerase II cis-regulatory region sequence-specific DNA binding. The record is from RefSeq and is a predicted model, not a curated record.
CUCCUGCGAGUCCAAACAAGUAACUAACAAGGCAACGUUUACACAGUUUAAUGGUGUAUCUUAUUAAAGUUGUAUCUUGUUUGCGUGGCAUAAUCUGCAUUACGGUUUGCUCCCAUUGCAAAAACCCUCAGAAGAUGGCAUGACAGGUUUUUCUUCCUGCUUUAUCGUUACUGGCAUAUAUCCUUCUGUCAGGGGGAAAAAAUAGUCGAAGUGGGACUAAAAUAUGAAACUAAUUGCGAGCGAUUGUCAUUUCGGUCAUUGUUGCCACCGAGCUGGAAGCAGGGGCACCACGUGACUCCGCUAGUGCGAGCCUGCUGUUUGUUCAGCCAGAGAGGCAGAGAAGAAGAAAAAUGGCGGCUCUAGGCGAACCGAAACGGGACGCCGGGCUAACGUUUUGAGCUCGCGAACCCGAAAAGACACGGGGGCUCCGCGGGGUUCCCGCACCGUCUGAAUCCCCGCCGGUCCAGCUUUUCGGGGUUGCCGCUUCCGCUCGAGUUCGUGUCGGUUAAAUCAACGCAAACAUUGGGAUUGUAAAAUAAUAGCUCUCGCCUAUUAUGAGAGGGAAAAGGGGCAGGCCGCCCAAACCGCUACAAGCCGAGGACUCGUCUACAGUUACGGCCCGGGGCUUGCGACCUCGGAGGACCCUGAAGCCCAGGUUCAGGGACAGCGGGGACGAGGACACCGGGAGCCCGAAGCGGGAGCCUAGCAAGCCAGCGAAGAAGAGAAAAGCGGGACCCGUCACGUCAACACGGGGCAGGGGCAGGGGACGAGGCAGAGGCGGAGGUUGCGGGAGAGGAGGGAGAGGAGGGCGACGGGGCCGCGGAGGAAGGCGGACGGCUCCGUGCAAAACGGUGGUGUACGAUGACCACGAGAGCGACGAGGACGACGACGCCGUCAGCCUGAGGUCCGAGGAGGAAGAGUUCGUCGAGGAGGAACCGCAAUCCGAGGAGGACGAGGCCCUCAAAGAGGAGUCAGAUUGCCUCGAAGAUGAUGUGCUGGAGGAGGAGGAGGAGGAGGAUGCCAGCCACUGCACGGAGAGCAGCUUUCGGAGCCAGGGCACACACGGCAGCACUCCGGGAAAGAAAAAGGUGCGUGCUCCCCGAACUCGCAGUCCCAUCUUGGAGGAGAAGGAGAUUCCUCCUCUCGAGCUCCCGGACACCUCUGAGGAUCUCCUGGUGCCCGGCGAGGAGCUGCUCAACGCCGCCUCCAUCUACGAGGUGCUGCGCAACUUCAGCACGGUGCUGCGCCUCUCCCCCUUCCGCUUCGAGGACUUCUGCGCGGCGCUGGUCGGCCAGGAGCAGUGCACGCUGAUAGCGGAGGCCCACAACGCCUUCUUGAAGGUCAUCCUCCGCGAGGAGGACACCUCCAACACGACCUUCGGCCCCGCUGACCUCAAGGACAGCGUCCACUCCACGCUGUACUUUAUCGACGGCAUGACGUGGCCCGAGGUGCUGCGGGCGUACUGCGAGAGCGACCGGGAGUACCACCAUGUCCUGCCCUACCAGGAGGUGGACGAGUAUCCCUACGGGCCGCUCGAAAGCAAGAUCAAGGUGUUGCAGUUUUUGAUGGACCAGUUUCUCACCACCAACAUCGCCCGCGAGGAGCUGAUGUCCGACGGCGUCAUGCUGUCCGACGACCACUGCCGCGUGUGUCACCGCCUGGGCGACCUGCUGUGCUGCGAGACCUGCUCGGCGGUCUACCACCUGGAGUGCGUGAAGCCCCCGCUGGAGGUGGUUCCGGAGGACGAGUGGCAGUGUGAGAUUUGCGCGGCGCACAAGGUGACCGGCGUCACGGACAGUGUGACGGAGGCGCAGAAGAACAGGCCCUACAUCCGCCAGGAGCCCAUUGGAUACGACCGCCACGAGAGGAAGUACUGGUUCCUGAACAGAAGGAUUAUUGUCGAGGUGGACGGGGAGCACGAGGAGAAACGCACCUGGUACUACAGCACCAAGUUGCAGCUGGAGGAGCUCAUGGACAGCCUGGAUUGGCAGUACUGGGAGACGGACCUCCACGCCACUCUGGAGGAGAUGAAGGAGGAGGUGCAGGCCCACAUGGCCAUCACGGAGGACCUCACCAACAAAGCCCGCGGACACAACCGGGCCUACCUCUCUGCCGCCAACGAUGUGAUCGUGGAGCGCAUGAAGAUCCGGCGGGAAUCGCAGGAAGCGAAGAGGCGGACAGAGCACCCGAAGCAGGAAGCAGAAACGGGCUCCGUCAAGGCAGCGGAGGUCACCGCAGAAGUCCCCGCCGAGGUCACCUCGCCGCCCGACAGCGGGGAGCAGAAAGACGCGCAGGCCCAGGAGGACGCCGGUUCACAAGCAGCCGCCACGGUUCCCCCCGCUGCAGAGGAGAGCCGCGUGUGUCACGCUAGCGCCGACGCCGAGCCCCUCGAACCCGACAGCGAAACGCAGCCCGACGCCUCUGGGAGCGGGGAGGCCCCUCCGGUGGCGAAGCAGGAGAGGACAGAUGAAGGUGUGGAAGCGGAGUCUGGCAGCGAGGACAAGCGCGCUGACGUCUCCCAAGAUCGGCCAUCUCAACCAGAGGCCAGCGGGGACGGCGGCCGGGUGUCGGGCCUCAGGAAACCAGAGCAGCCCGACCUGGCUGACCGGUCCUCUCAGUCCUCCUUCACCAGCAUGGAUGGGACAGACGAGUACGUCAACCGGGACAAGAACGCUACUGGGACGCCGGCAGUAGAGGAGCCGAAUAACCCGACGCCCAGAGGCAGCAAAGAGUCCUCUCCUCUGCCCUACGAUGGCAGCUCUUCGCGCCUCAGCUUCCUGAAAAGGGACCUGACGGUGAAUUUGAACAACUUGUUCAAACUGGGCCAGGAGGGUAAAUACCGGGUCUACCACAACCAGUACAGCACCAACGUCCUGGCCCUGAACAAGCACCAGCACCGCGAGGACCACGACAAGAGACGCCACCUCUCCCACAAGUUCAGCCUGACCACCGCGGCGGAGUUCAAGUGGAACGGCUCCAUCUACGGGUCGCGGAGCCUGACCGUCUCCACCCUGCGUCUCACCAUCAUCCAGCUGGAGACCAACGUCCCGGGGCCCUUCAUGCACCCCAACUGGGCGGCGCACAGGACCAACUGGAACAAAGCUGUGCAGAUGUGCAGCAAGGCCAGGGAGUUUGCUCUGGCCUUGGCCAUCCUGGAGUGUGCCAUCAAACCUGUGGUCAUGCUGCCGGUCUGGAAAGAUUCUCUUGGACACACGAGGCUCCACCGUAUGACCUCCAUGGAGCGGGAGGAUAAGGAGAAGGGGAAAAAGCGCGAGAAGAAGCUGGAGGAAGAGGAGAUGCUGCAACAGGCCACGUGGGUGAAGUACACCAUCCCCAUCAAGCACCAGGUGUGGAAGCAGAAAGGGGAGGAGUACAGGGUGACGGGGUACGGAGGCUGGAGUUGGGUCAGUAAGACUUACGUGCCGCGGUUCGUCCCAAAGCUACCGGGGAACACAAACGUUCACUACCGCAAAGAGCUGGAGGCUAAAAGGAGGAAGGAAAAUGCAGCAGUUUGUACUAAAAAACAGAAACGGUUGAUGGCAAAUAAGAAGCAGGCCACUCCGAACGCACCGCAGGGGGACAAUGAACAAGCGUCCGUCACGGCGUCCUCUCAGAGCUCGGCCUCAGAGGAGCUCUGCCAACCCCAGACUCCAAAAGAGGAGGAAAAACUCACGCUGGAGGAGCAGGAAAUGAAAGAAGAAGAAGAGGAGGAGAAGAGUAAAGAGGAAAACAUGGAGGUCGAACCAUGCUCCGAAACGGCUGCUUCAAGUGGCGAACAUGAUGAAGCUGAAAACAAAGACUCUUCCUCGCCCCUGAGGGAAGAACCGAUCCAGAAAGAAGAACCCAACAGCGAGGCGCCUGCUCACAUCUACUACGACGUCGUGAACGUCAGCGAGGGCUUCCAGCUGCGGACGGCUUACAAGAAGAAGGUGAAACCCUCCAAACUGGAUGGGCUGUUGGAGCGGCGGGUCAAACAGUUCACCUUGGAGGAGAAGCAGAGGCUGGAGCGGAUCCGGCAGGCGGCGCUGCUGUCCAAAACCAGCGGCGCAAAGCCUCCGAAGACCGAAGGAUCCGCUCUGGGGAAACAGCAGCCGGCCGCCACCCCGUGUGUGAAAACGGAGACGGCGGAGGACCCCGAGGUGAAAGACCACGUGGUGAAAAAGCUCAACUUUGAGCAGGAGGAGACGAAGAUGAACGCCGACGUGGACGUCAAGUCGGAAACCUCGGCGCUCGACCGCAGCAAGCCCACGGAGGAGAACGCCGCGCAGGAGAACUGCGGGGAUGCCGUGGCUCGCAAAGAAGUGAACGGAGGACUCCUGUCGAGCACCGAGCCCCACGGAAAAAACUAUUGCGUAUCGGAUGCGAUGGAAACUAAAGACAAGAAGCCAGAGGUGGCUCAAGUGGGAGAGAAUGCGAAGAAACGUGGGUAUGAGGAGAUGGAGCAGGGCUGUGCAGCGAGCGUGGAGGUGCAGGUGAACGGUGAAGCUGAGGUCGCCGCCGCCCCGGCAGACUCGAGCGCCAUCGCGGACCCAGUCGGCCAAGAGCACGGUGACGUCAAAGAGCCCGUCAAGUCUCUGAUGAACGGAAACCUCCCGCAAAACGACGCCCCCGACAUCUGUCACCCGCCUCCCCCGAAGGUCCCCAAGUUUGAGAACCACGUGGCGGAGAAAGGAGACGCUCUCUCUCAGGAUGUGGCCGUGGGCAGCGACCCUGCCAAGCUCCCGUCCUCCAGCCCUCUCCGGCUGAAUACGAACAGUGGCGACAGUAACGGCGCUCGUAAAGGUGUGAAGGCCCCAGCAGAGACCACCGCCACAGAGCCCCAAAAGGCCCCAACAGCGGACCUGCCCAGUAAGACUGAGGUGACUCCUCCAGUCUCCUCCGUCACCAGCAGCAGCUCCAGGGCGUUUGGCCACCAGAGGAAUAAACUUCCGUUGGCCGUCACCAAGACGACGUCAACCAGCUCCAUGACGAUCAGCAAAGAGUACUCCACCAAAGACCGGAUCAGCCUCCUCCGGUUCUCCAAAUCCAGGAAGGCCCGCUCGGGCACGGCCCUGCCCUCCUACCGCAAGUUCGUCACCAAGAGCAGCAAGAAGAGCAUCUUCAUCCUGCCCAACGACGACCUGAAGAGAAUGGCGAGGAGGGCGGGCAUCAGGGAGGUGCCCAUCUUCAACUACACCGCCAAGCCCGCCCUGGACAUCUGGCCCUACCCCUCGCCCCGGCCCACCUUCGGGAUCACGUGGAGGUACCGUCUCCAGACCGUGAGGUCGCUGGCUGGGGUCAGCCUGAUGCUGAGGCUGCUGUGGGCCUGCCUGAGGUGGGACGACAUGGCCGUGAAGUCCUCCGCUGCGGUCGGGACGACACGGAAAGAAACCACGGAAACGAACAUCACCACAACGGAGAUCAUAAAGCGGAGGGACGUGGGGCCGUACGGCAUCCGCUCCGAGUACUGCAUCAGGAAGAUCAUCUGUCCCGUCGGGAACAGAGACGCUCCCAAAGAAACCCCCACUCCACAGAGGAAAGGCCUGCGCUCCAGCGCCUUGAGGCCAAAGAAGCACGAGCCGGCCAAGCUGAUCGGGCCCAUCGCCGUGGAGACCUGGGUGGUGGAAGAGGACCUGGAGCUGUGGGAGAUCCGGGCUUUUUCUGAAAGAGUCGAGAGGGAGAAGUCACAGGGGGUUGAUUCCUCCAAGACUGGCAGUGGCCUCAGGACCAGCGAGGAAGUCAAGGCCCAUUUGGAGAACCAGCUGAAACAGGCCCGACUGGCUGCCCAGCAGAAACGUCUGGAGCCGCUGAGGCCGGUCACUCCCUCCGGCACGACCACCACGCCCACCUCGUCCGUCAGUCCCAGCACCCCACCGUCCGUGGGCCAGAGGGCGGGUCAGGCCACACCCGGAGCCAAGAUGGUCCUGGCCUCCAAACGGGGCUCUCCGGUUUCCUUUCAGCAAGACAAAAACUUCCAUCAGUCUUUUGCUUCCUGGGUCAAGCAGGGCCAGACCAGCACCCCCUCAGGCGUCGUCCAGCAGAAGGCCCUGGGCAUCUUCCCCUCCGGGCCCCCUGCCAACCUGAGGACGUACAGCACCCUGCACCCGACGACUGGCAACCUCAACCUCCGGGCCAGCAGCUCCUCCACCACCCAGCCGCAGCCCGUCGCGGCGAUGUCGCCCACCAUGUCUACUGUGGGCAAAGGGCCCGCCUCGCCUCAACAAGGCCAACCUCAGCCCACUGUGACCCAGACGGGUCCCGCUUCUACGCCUGUGCAGACGACUGCGGCUCCGAGGGCGGCGGGGCCUGCGCCGGCCCCUCAUGCAGCCCCCACAGCAGCUGGCCAGUCGCCUGUAGCUUCCCCUCAGACCAACCGGCCACAGCAGGGUCAAGUUAAACUCACCAUGGCACAGCUCUUGCAGCUGACACAGGGCGCUCAGGGUGGAAACCCAGGUCUGACGGUGGUGAUCCAGGGUCAGGGCCAGACCCAGGGCCAGCUGCAGAUCAUCCCACAAGGUGUGACCGUCAUCCCCGUUCCCGGUCAGCAGCUGAUGCAGGCGGCCAUGCCCAAUGGCCAGGUCCAGCGUUUCCUCUUCACUCCCAUCCUCCCGUCCCCAUCGGCUGCAGCUGCGGCGCCCGCACCGCCCCCUCAAGCCCAGAUAUCCCCACCGACUCAAGCCAGAGACCUCGCGCAGGUCCAGGCGACGCCCUCGGCCCUCGGCCAAACCCAAACGCCGGCCCCUGUACUCGCCCCGACUCAAAUGCCGAGCUUGGCGCCCACAGUCCCCGUGCAGACCCACGUUUCAGCUUCCCCUGCCCCGUUAUCAGUCCCUGCCCAAAUAGCCGCUCCACUGCCAGCCGUGCCUCACGCUGCAGCCCGGCCCUCCACACAGGCCUCCUCACAACCCCAGGUGACGUGGUCCGCGCCGUCCCCGGCUCCGUCCCCGGCUCCGUCCCCGGCUCCGUCCCCGGCUCCGUCCCCGGCUCCGUCCCCGGCUCCGGCUCAGACCGCCCUCGGCUCGGCGCCCGCACAGACCCACGUCUCCACCCUCGGCCCAGCUUCAUUCCCCACGCAGGCCCAGACUGCGGCGUCGCUCCCCUUCCCGGGACACGUCGUGCCUCAAGCCCAGAUCCAGAGCCACGCCCCUGCUCUCGCCCCGCUCUCGUUCAUGGCGGCCGCCCAAGUCGCCGCUUCCAACGCCGCCCAAAUACCCGCUUCUGCCUCUCUUCCCUCGCCCGUCCGAGUUCCCACCCCGGCUCUCGCUCCCGUCUCCGCUCCCGUCUUGGCGGUCGUCUCCACCCACAUCGCCGUCCCGUCCCCGGCUAAAACGUUCGCCCAAAUCCAGGCCACGGGUCCAGUUCCCCUUCAUGCUGCUGUGGCCAACGCUGUUGUCACGCCGGUCACCGCCACCUUCACAACACCCUCGGUGCCAGCUCUGGCGGAGCUGAGGGCCGCUCAGCCCCAGGUGUGGACUCCAGCCUCACCUCACGCUCAGACUCCUGUGCAGCCGGCGCAGCAGGCUGCAGCUCCCGGCCCGGCCAUUGGACCCGCCUCCGCCGCAAUCUCCAUGCAUCCAUCACCUGUCGCCCUGCUGCCUCAAGCAGCUCUUCCUCCUCCAGCUCAAGGACACGUCCAGCACCCUGCCGUCGUGUCCAUGCAGCAGGUGUCUCAAAUCCCAGUCUCGGCGGUGCAGGUCCAUAUGGGGCUCCCGGUCUCUUCUGUUACUGCGGUGAGACCCACGCAGCCUCAGCUCCAGCCCCAAACCCUUGCGCAACUUCAACCUCAGCGUCAAGGUCAGAUCUGUGCACAGAUUCAGGUCCAGCCCUUUGGCCAAGUCCAACAGAUGCCUCACAUUCCGGCUCAGGCGCAUCUCCAGGCCCAAAGCCACCCCCAGGUCCGAGUUCAGUUUCAGCAACAAGCUCCGCAACCGCCCCAAACCCAACUACAGCCCAUUGCUCAAAAUCCACCUCAGGUGCAGUUUCAGACCCAAACCCCAAACCAAGCCUUGCCCCAGGCCCAGCUCCAACUCCAGUCAAGGGUCCAGCCUCAGUACCACCCCCAGGUGCAGGCCUCAUUUCAAACACAGGCUCAAACCCAACCCCAGACUCACCAGCAGCCUCAGGUUCAGUCUCAGGCCCAAACUCAGCUCCAGCCUCAGGUGCAGGUCCAGUUCCAGAAACAGAGCCACGUUCACCCACAGCCACAGACCCUGCCCCAGGUACAAACUCAAGUCCAAACCCAGCCCCAGUUUCAAGUCCAGUCACCGCAGCAGACCCAGGUCCAGCAGCAGCUUCAGGUCCAAGCAAAGCUCCAAGUCCAGUUCCAGCCUCAGAACCAAACUCAAGUUCAGGCUCAGCCUCAGCUUCAGGUCCAGUCUCCCAUCAGGAAUCAGCUCAUCACCGUUCCGGGCCUCCAACAGCCUGUCCAGCUGCUCUCGGCUCUACCGCCCCACGUCGCCGCUCAGAUCCAGGCCCAGAUCCAGGCCCAGCAGCAGCAGGGCGGCGCCGUACCCCAGCAGAUCAAACUGCAGCUGCCCAUCCAGAUCCAGCAGACGGGGGGGCCAAUCCAGGCCCACCAAAUCCAGAACGUGGUGACCAUACAGGCACCGGCGAGCGUCCAGGAGCAGCUCCAAAGAAUGCAGCAACAACAGCCACAGCAACAGCAGCAAAAACCAAAGAAGAAGAAACUUCCGGAGGUUAAAAGGGAACCGAAAGAGCCGAGUCUGGAGGCCGUUAGCCCGGUUGAUGUCAUCCAGAAGCAGGUCGUGAAGCAGAACGCGGCAGCGGAGCAGCUGAAGCAGAGGAAGACUGUGGCUGCAGCGGAGCGAGAGGAGAACCAGAGAAUGAUCGUGUGCAACCAGGUGAUGAAGUUCAUCCUCGACAAGAUGGAGAAGGACGAGAAGCUGGCGGUGAAGAAGAGGAAGAAGGAGGAAGUGGUGGAGCAGAAGCGCUCCAAGCAGAACGCCACCAAGCUGACGGCGCUGCUGUACAAGCACAAGGAGCAGCUGAAGGCGGAGAUCCUGAAGAAGAGGGCGCUGCUGGACAAGGAGCUGCAGCUGCAGGUUCAGGACGAGUUGAAGCGAGACAUCACCCGGCUGCAGAAAGAGAAGGAGAAGGCCCGGGUCGCCAUCACUCAGGCGGCGGCGGCGACGGUCAAAGCAGCGACGGUCAAAGCGGCGGCGGCGGCCUCCUCUCACUCCACACAUUCCUCUCACGGCGCCCACGCGGCGCCCUCGCCGUCCUCGUCGUAUAAGCGCAAGCGGGACGAGGAGCGGGACAAAGACCGGAGCAAAGACCGGAGCAAAGACCGGGACCGGCACCACAACAAGGACAAGCACCACGACGGCAAGGACAAGAAGCGGGACCGGGACAAGGACCGGGACCGGUGUCGAGACCGGGAGAAGGAGAGGGACGCGGACCGGGAGAAGGAGAAGGAGAAGGAGCGCGACAGACACCGAGACAAGGACAAAGACCGGGACCGGGAGAAGGACGGGGACAAGGACGGAGAGUCCAGCUCCUCCAAACACAAGAAGAAGAAGAAGCCGUCUACCUCAAAGGACCACAAGAAGGACACCAAGCUGUACUGCGUCUGCAAGACGGCCUACGACGAGUCCAAGUUUUACAUCGGCUGCGACCUCUGCUCCAACUGGUUCCACGGCGUCUGCGUCGGCAUCACGGAGAAGGAGGCCAAGAAGCUGGAGGACUUCGUGUGCAACGACUGCAAGCGCGGCCAGGAGGCGAGCGGCCAGGAGGCGAGCGGCCAGGAGGCGAGCGGCCAGGAGGCGAGCGGCCAGGAGGCGAGCGGCCAGGAGGCGAGCAGCGAGGAGCUGUACUGCAUCUGCCGGACGCCAUACGACGAGUCGCAGUUCUACAUCGGCUGCGACCGCUGCCAGAACUGGUACCACGGCCGCUGCGUGGGCAUCCUGCAGAGCGAGGCCAAUCAGAUCGACGUGUACGUCUGCCCCCAGUGUCAGUCGACGGAGGACGCCAUGACGGUCCUCACGCCGCUCACCGACAAAGACUACGAGGGGCUGAAGAGGAUCCUGCGCUCGCUACAGACUCACAAAAUGGCGUGGCCUUUCCUGGAGCCGGUGGAUCCCCACGGCCCGGAUUACUAUCGCGUCAUCAAGGAGCCGAUGGACUUUUCCACAAUGGAAACCCGCUUGCAGAAGCGACUCUACCACAAGCUCACGGAGUGCGUGGCCGACGUGACCAAAAUCUUCGACAACUGUCGCUACUACAACCCCAACGACACGCCCUUCUUUCAGUGCGCCGAGGUGCUCGAAGCCUUCUUUGUACAGAAGCUCAAAGGUUUCAAAGCGAGCAGGUCCCAUAACAACAAGCUGCAAUGUUCGCCCGCCUCUUAGAAAGCGCCACACACUGCGCAAACAAAAUGCACUUGCCAAGAAUAUGGCUUUUCUGAACUGUAACUCUGUGACAGACCCCCCCCCCCCCCCCAUACACACACACACUCGCCCCACCCCCCCACUGUCAGUGCAACCAGCGCCGCUGCUUUCACAGAGCUGUUCAGGCCGAGCUGGCCGUUUCCGCUCCAAGGGACAUUUUUUUUUUUUUUUGGACCUGUCUUCAUCAGUGGGACUCGCCUGAGUCUUCAUCAGUGGGACUCGCCUGAGGCGUUGCAGAAGGAAAGUUUACCUCGGAGGAAAAGACUCUUAUUCAGGAGCUCUCUCAUAUUUCCAUGUUUAUUUUUUUAACUCAGUCUUCGUCUCUUUUUUUGUUCCUUUGUUUAAAUGAGAACACGCCUCCCUCAGGCCGUCGUCGUGUCCGAUGACGAAUGGGAAACGAGGUUCAGCCGAGUAAAACCAUCGAGCGUUUUUGUUUAAAGUUCGAGUAUCAGUGGAACUUUUGUUUUUGUUUCUUCUCCCAUUUCCACUCAUUGUUGCGUGUGAAGUGGCAUGAAAGAGUCGUCCUAAAUAUCGGGACACCCGUCGUCCGCGUGGUUAAACUUCUGUAACCGCCUGAACAUGCAGUAAUAAGCCAUCGUACGUGGGACUGAGAAGGAUGACGCAACAUUUGAUGGCUCCCGCCCCGUUUGGUAAAACACACCAAUUGAACCAUUUAGACUUGAUUUCUUUUCUUUUUUUUUAAUUAUAUCUGAAAAAAUAUUGAUGUAUAUGGAACUUAAUAAAAACAAAAAGACUGA